Aspergillus mulundensis is the source of this 675-nucleotide messenger RNA. Its product is annotated as retropepsin-like aspartic protease. The record is from RefSeq and is a predicted model, not a curated record. Bases 1 to 675 code for a protein of 224 amino acids. NCBI's taxonomy places the organism in Eukaryota, Fungi, Ascomycota, Eurotiomycetes, Eurotiales, Aspergillaceae. The transcript has a single exon.
AUGCCCUUCCCUUUUCGAGAACACUACAAACGCGCAGCUUGUGGAUUCCUAUCCUGCUGUGACCGACAACCAGCGAAUCCAGAGUUCGAUCCGCGAUAUUCGGACGCGACGUCUCCGCCAAAAUACUCGCUCAUAGGGUUGAGAUCAUGGCCGAAAACAGCGUCUCCAGAUACACAGAGACUCAGUUGGACUACGAAACGCAAGAAGAGUUCUUCCGCAAGACAACAGCAGCAGCAGCAACGGCAACAACGAGGAAACGACAACACUGGAUACGAAGAUGCAUCCGACGUGACCUAUGAAGAGACCGGAAAGACAAGUUCUGCCCACGAUAUCGAGCUCUUUGCGCCUGGACGGGAGCAGCCUAUUUACCGCUGCGUCCUGCUGGAUACAUCAUCCUUCGUCGAUGCAGUUUCCGACGAGUUUCCGCGCCUCUUGAACGUCCCAAUGGGCGAAUACAAUGGCGGAGAAGUCCGCAUGCCUAACGGGUUCUUUGUGAAGCCGGUGGGGACACUAGAGGUGAACUGGAAGAUAUAUAAAGGGAAGCGUCCGUUUAGAACAAAAUGUGUGGUUAUCAAGGACAGCCAGUUUGAUAUGCUGCUGGGGCUGCCCUCUAUCCAGCGCUACGGGCUGUUUGAAGAGGAUGAGGAUAACUCAGAAAGAUUGACGUAUCGAUGA